Molecule: messenger RNA, 1403 nt
Organism: Folsomia candida
Lineage: Eukaryota; Metazoa; Arthropoda; Collembola; Entomobryomorpha; Isotomidae
Exons: 3
Coding region: 429-881 (150 amino acids)
Source: RefSeq, a predicted model, not a curated record
GUUAGAAAUCUCUACAACUAAAAACCAUCCCGCAAUUAAAAUAUGAAUUCGUCAAAACCAUGUCCUAACGCCUUUUGUAGUUUCCGAAAAUAAGAAGCAGAAUAUAAAAGAAUUUGACAAAAGAUUCAGAGCGUCGGGUCUAAGUUUGACCGUCAAACUAAAAAGUUAAUAAUUUUGCAUUGUUCAGCAGUGCUGAAUCAGCACUAUUUAAUUUUUCUUUAAGUACAGUUAGUUAUGUAGGACUAUGACUGACUGACUUUUAUUGCUAUUGAAUUAAUUUGUAGUUGAUUCUUAAACAUAGACUAAGGUUGAGAUAUGAAAUUGUGCAGUUUUGCCAGUGCAGUUUUGCCUUGAGUUUAGCAGUUUUAUAAUUAUUUACAGACAAGUUAUCUACAUUUAUUUUUUGUCGCUGCAGAAAAAUUUUGAAAAUGUAUCUAGCCAUAUUUUCUCUCGUCGUAUUUUCUGACUUUGUGCAUUCAGAAAAUAAGAGCUACAACUUUACCACGUUUUGCAACUGUCCCUCUUAUGGAGUACCUCGUAAGUCGUACUGUGGUCACGAAAUUUCAGCCGUAGAUACAGAUUGUAUGACACAUGCACUCUACAAAUGCAUCAACGGUCCCAACAAGGCCACCACAGUGUUAAAAUAUUGUGAAAAUUCCCGAUGUGGCAAAGUUCCGGUCGGCAAUAGAUUCACUUCUGAUUGCAUGGAUUUGUUUAAGGAAGAUUAUUUUGAAGGCUGCUGGUUUCCUAAACUCCAAGAUGGAUAUAAAUAUGCGGGCAAAAUGUUUUACUACGACACGAUAAGAGACGACGAUAUGCUCUUCCAUAUCUUUCGCAGAACUGGGAAGAAUACGUGGGUCAAUACUACCUUCCGGCGAUAACCCAUCUUUUUCAUGCACCAUUUCCGCUAAUCUUUCAAUUUUUUCACUCACUAUCUUCCUCGGGACGCAAUUACAUGUUAAGUUUUCUCAAAGGAAAUUAUUGAAAUUCUUUAUAUAUUUUAUGAAUAACUUGACCCGCAUGUGUUACAAUUUAAAACUAAAUUCCCAAUUGUGACAAAAUUAACUGCCAACUUCUUAGUUUCAGGAAAACCGUUUCUAUUUCGAUACUGCAGUUAAAUUAAUUUUGCAGCGCAUGUUCUUAAUAGUGAAAGUUAAGAUUUAAUAACAAUUAAUUGAGCAAUUAGUGAUCCCAUGUGUUGCUCAUAUGAUUUGGAAGAUAUUGGGUCAAAUUAUAUGAAUGAGCGAAGACGCCUAAAUUAAUAAGUAUUCCUAUUUCUUACAUGAAAAAUAUGAGACUGUUGUUCCUUAAAAAGCUGAAACAUUGUAUAUUAAAUAAAAUUUGAUGUAUAAGUAUUCAUAAACUGCUAAAUAAAUUUGACUAAAUGUGCAUGCAGACUAGAA